AAUCUGUAUCGCAGAAUCGAAGAAAUCAAAGAAGCGCGUCUGUAUUGGAGACGUUAAAAAUUGGCGUAAUCGGGACACUGGGCUUUGUCACUCCGGAGUCUAGAGUAGUCCGGAGACACUUGGCUCCUACCUACCCACAUUACCUAUGCAUAAAUUAUAAUAAGUAACUAUGAACAUCUUGGAGUCCAGACUUCAGACCGUCAGAAAUGGAGGCACAUCGUCAGCGCAACCACGACCACUCUGACAAGAGUGUCCGACUAAGAAGAAGAACAGACUUCAAGGAUAUAAUAAUAAAUAAAAUUAAUCAGUGUCUGUAUUGUUUCACCUUAGAAUCAAAGAAGCUUCAUUUUAACACUGUAAACCGUGUGAUGUAAAUGCUAUUUAUUUGUACUUUGGAUUCAGGAUAAAGUGCAUAGACAACUAGGUUUUGCUCGUACCGUGGGUCACAAUAAGCUACUUCUUUGUUUGAGCUGGCUUAAUCUGGUGCCCGAUAUUGAUAAAGGUAGAUAUCAAUACACAAUGUCCGCACAAAUGACAUCUUGACAUUGAAUCCCGCGGCAGCAGUACAAAGAGACGUCAAUAAAUUCAUAAAAAAUCGUACCUACCUAAUGCGUAAUUACAAUUAUACUGUGUUGUCUUAUCAGGAAUAAAUAAUAGAAUUGGAAAAUCCAUAUAAUCGGUGGAUCGUGUAAGAAAAUUUAAAGUAAAAUAUGGCAAGCGCCGAGAAUGGUGACUUCCCAGACAAGCAAAGAAUACAGGUGGAGCCUAAAAUGAGAUCAAUCAAUUUGGAUAAAGUCUUGGAGGAUGAAGUUGGGGCGUUCGGGUGGUUCCAGAAGCGGGUCAUCCUGCUGGCGGGGCUGCUGGUGGUGUUCGUGUCAUGGUCCAACAACGAAUACGUUUUCACUACUGCAAGAAUCCCAACCAGAUGUCACAUUCCCGAGUGCGACCUGGAGGAGCCCGAGUUCCACAGCGAGUGGCUGCCGAGCGCGAUCCCCGGCAGCGCGGCGGCGCUGGACGGCUGCCAGCGGUUCGGCGCCGCCAACGCCUCCGCGGCGCGCGCCGACGCCUGCCCGCCCGACUGGUUCGACCGGGACCGGCUCGAGAGCUGCGAGCGACAUCUCUACGAGAAUACAGACACUGUCGUUUAUGAUUUUGACCUGGCCUGUGACGAAUGGCGCCGGGCCUUGAUCGGUUCCAUGAAGGUAUUCGGCAUGUUGCUCGGGGUGCCCCUGACCGGCUACGUGUCCGACCGCUUCGGCCGGCGCACGGCGGCUGUCAUCACUGCUGUCAACUGCGCAUGGAUCGGCAUCUUGAGAUUCUUUGCGAACACCUACAUAGGGUUCAUCAUAUCUGUGUUCGCAGAAACCGCUUUCGGAUCUGCAUACACGACUGUUUUUAUUUUAAUGAUGGAAAUAGUGGGCCCUAAGUUUCGCGUGGGUGUCGGUGCCACCAUGACCUCAUUUUUCUCCAUCGGUCAAAUGAUAAUGGCCCUAAUCGCGUGGGGUGUACCAAACUGGAAGCACCUCACUUUGGCGCUCUUCGCUCCGCAGUUCAUUACAAUAGCGUACUUCUGGCUUCUGCCUGAGUCGUUCCGCUGGUACAUGAGCAGAGGUCGAUAUGAAGAAUCUCAAAAUGUAUUAAAGAAAAUUGCAAAAGUAAACAAGAAAACACUGUCCGAAAAAUCUUUGAUAGCCCUAAAACAGUUCGGCGAAGAAGAAAAAGCAAGGCAAGAGAAGCUGAAAGAACAAAGUAAAAACGAACCAUGGCUGAUUGUUUUGGUCUUCCGCCACAAACCGAUACUGAUCCGGUGUUUAGUGUCGCCCAUUUGGUGGAUUACUACGACGUUUAUUUACUACGGUCUUACGAUAAACGCUGUGAACAUGUCCGGGAACCGAUUUGUNAGAUUUGUCAAUUACAUAGCUGUAAUGGCCGCCCAAAUACCGGGAUACUGGAGUGCGGUGUUUCUCAUUGAAAAAAUUGGCAGAAAACCGGCUUUGAUUACAGCAUUCUGGCUAUGUGCAGCAUGCCAGAUAGGAUACAUUAUCAUGCCAGAAGGGCAAUACGCGCUCUCCUUGACGUUGUAUCUAGCGGGCACGUACUGCAUUUCCAACGUGGUAACUGCAGUCUACUCGUACACCGCCGAGCUGUAUCCGACUAAGUACCGCAACAGCUUGUUCGCGUUCUCAUCAACGAUGGGAAGAAUCGGCAGUAUCUUGGCUCCACUCACGCCUGCUCUAGGAGCUGCGGUGUGGGACAAGCUGCCGUUCGCGCUGUUCGCCGGCCUGGCCUGCCUGUCGGGCGCGCUGGUCUUCGUCACGCCGGAGACGCGCGGCACCAAGUUCCCCGACACCAUGGAAGAAGCCUCCCAACUUGGCAGGAACAACAAGCGCACUAGUACUAGGUUAUAACGUAAAAAUACUAAAGGGCUAGAAGUUAACUUUGCAUUUUAUUACCCGACUGCGCUAGAAGGAGGGCUAUGUUUUUUUGAUUUUGGUCCUUGCAACUUUUUAACAGUGGUCUGUGUUGGGGAUUACAUUUUUCAAGUGUAUACCUACGAGUUAUAACUAAGUAUUAUGUUGGACGUGUAUAAAUGUCCUGGAAAGUACCUAGUAAUAAAUAAUUUAUUUCAUCACA
Molecule: messenger RNA, 2634 nt
Organism: Ostrinia furnacalis (Asian corn borer)
Lineage: Eukaryota; Metazoa; Arthropoda; Insecta; Lepidoptera; Crambidae
Product: solute carrier family 22 member 5-like
Exons: 6
Coding region: 711-2408 (565 amino acids)
Biological process (GO): transmembrane transport
Cellular component (GO): membrane
Molecular function (GO): transmembrane transporter activity
Source: RefSeq, a predicted model, not a curated record